AUGUCUCUCGCCAGACAAAGGUCGGUGUCAAACAGGUUGGAAACACCUCAGCUUGUUCUGCCAAAGGGCAAGGACGUGGCCAUGGACAGUCCCUUCGAGCCAUGUGCAGCUACCGCCUCCCACUUUCUCUUCUCCCAAGGCUCGACCAUCCUCGUCCUACACCACGAUACACUCGCUCUCGAACGGAGGUUCACGACCCACACAGAAGCAAUAGCACUUAUAUCGGUUGAUAAUGUUAGUGAGAGAGGUCAAGGCAGACUGGUUGUCACCUAUGAUAUAGGCAAGACUGCCAUAAUAUGGGACUUGUUUACUGGCGAGCAGUUGUCUAGGUUCGCGUCCUACGAACCACUGCUGGUAGCCUCGUGGAUGCGCAACGGUAAUAUUGCUUUCGGUAAUGAGAAAGGUGAGGUCAUAUUGUUCGAGCCUUCGACCAGCGAACACAUCUCAGCACGCACCAUCAACGACCCCAUCACAGCAUUGGCACCCUCGUCCGAUUGCAAGACCUAUGCUCUUGGCUUCCGCAAUGGAUCUAUUCUUUUGGCUGCUCUGCAACCACAAUUCACCAUCCUCCAUACACUCAAUACAUCUCGAUCGCCCUCGCCCAUUGCCAUGUUGAGCUGGCAUGCUUCCUCGUCGAAGCAGAAAUCCGACAUGCUAGCGAUUCAAAACUCCGAUGGUGAUCUAAGAGUCUGGAGUGUGCCCAAACCACCUACGGCGGGUCAGCCAAGGGUCAUCCGUGUCUUGAGGCGUGUCGAAACUGCUGUCCAGGGCCGUAAUUGGUGUUCUUGGUCGCGUAAUGGUCGCAUCAUUCAAUUUUCAGAAGGAGAAACAUGGGCCUGGGAUGUGAGAACUAAGGAUGUCAACUACUACCCAGUACCCACAAUAGAGUACGUGAACGGUAUUGCUGCUCAUGGCCCUACGGCAGCUCUCUUCACCCUGGGUCCAGAGUACACGGUGCAGCAGUACGAUGUAGACCAGGGUCAAAUGGUUGCAAAUAUUCGACACACGCCAAUCACCAUUCCACCUACUCCACCAGAAGACUAUAUCAAGCAGUUCCAUGCGAUGACGGAGCAAGAGCUAACAUCACCACUCCAAUCAUUGCGUUAUGAGGGCGAGAACCAGAAAAUGAGAAUCGAGAAUCCUGCAUCUCCUCACAGUCACUCAGUGUCCACGAGCUCUAGGAAAUCAAACAGCACAAAGCCCAACAUUCACGACCUCGUAUCUCCAGCCAAGACGGAGAGGACAGCUACUACUUUCUCACAAGGUGCCUACGCUUCCCACUACCAUCCCCAGAGUGCACAGCCAAUUUCGCCUGCAGUUGCUGGCCCAGCAAGAGCUUCACCUUCGCUGAAGAAAGGCUCGCGACUUCGGCAAGAGGUUGUGAUGAGUCCGAUGACGCCUGAAGAUGGUUUCGCUGGAGACUUGUUUCCUGUGGCUCGUCAAAGGCUUAGCCAGGUACAGCAGCCAAUGAAGCCGAUCAACGAGAGCAGUAUGACCCCAGAUGAUCUUCGAAAACACAUGCUAGCAUUAGUUUUCGGGUGGGAAGACGAUAUCUAUGCCCUCGUGGCGGAUGAGCGCUCCCAACAUCCUCCGGAGAGCCUAGCUGCAUUGUUCCUGACUAAAUGGCUUGAAGACGGUGCUGAAGCUGUGGCUGAGACAAUGAGCUCGACCGCAGCCGACCCUGGCCUUGAUUGGAUUCGUCUCGCCAUAGGGAUACUCGACAACAGGCCAGAGAGCAAAAAGAUUGGCCAGAUAUUCGUCGAGAAGAUGCUGAGCAAAGGGGAAGUCCAUGCUGCAGUGGUUACGCUUGUCGCUCUAGGUGAAAAGAACGAUGCUAUCGAGGUCUACGUCUCGAACAACUGGUAUCUGGAAGCCAUCUUAUUGACAUGCUUACUUAUGCCCCAGGAAUGGCAAAGGCAAGCUCACCUUGUGCGAAGAUGGGGCGAGCACGUAGUCGAGAACUCCCAGCAGCAGUUGGCAAUCAGAUGCUUCGCUGCUACGGGAGUCGAACCGGCUGAGGCUUGGGUCUCUCCAACUGCACAAUUCUACGGCAGAAUCAUAAGCCCUCAAAGUGCUAUUCUCUAUCAACCACCUAGUAUACCGCCGCAGAGCCAGCAGACUCAGCAGGCCCACCAACCUCAGCACGUUCCGCAACCCCAACAACUUUCUCAACAGCACUAUCAGCCACCCGAGCCAUCAAUACAGCUACAACCUCUGUCCGCCAUCAACCCUCACAUUUCUCGUAUCAAGGGACGGGGUUUCGAGGCUGCCACGCCUGUUGCACUCAUCGCGCCACCUACACCUUUCAGGACUGCGGCCGCUAAGGGCACUCGCAUAACCCCUCAGACUGGCGGUCUCAAGCUAAUCACCUCAUUUAACAACAGACCUAACCACUUCAAAUUUCCUGGCCUGAAGACGGAUGAUAUGACACCCACGAAUGCGGCAAACAUUACCCCAAUUGCCGAGUCCGCACUCGAUCGAUCUGCUCUUUCUCCUGGUGGUGUCGGCUCCUACAAGCUCAAUAAUAUACAAAGUCUAAAUAACGCGAUCGCUUCGACUUCAGGUCUAUCAAGAGCUCGUCUUCCUAGCAUCGGGGAGACACCACUUGAGAGCGAAGAGACACCAGUAUUCCCCAGUCGACACACUCCACAUGGACCUCUAACUCCUGCCGACUCUAGCUCUGACAAAGAGAAAGAAAAACGUUUGGCCGCCCGUGUUGAACCCGAGAAGCAGGAACCGCGCCAGGAAAAGCAAGAGCCUUCGCUGACUCUGUUGACAUCUGCAAGGUACGAACCUAGCUCUACUCCCACGCAAAGCAAUAACCAAGACUUUGAGCCACAGACUGCUUUGAGGCCGUCGUCACAAUCUACAUGGCAAAGUUCUUUGGAUAGAGUUCGAGAAGAGUCGCAUACUAGAAAUGGGUCUCGUGGUAGGAAGCCCGAUGGAUUGUCAAUACAAAUGCUGAGUUCGUCCGAACCUAUCCCACGUCCGAGCACUACAGAGUCGACGAAUACAAACUUCGCGUUGAGUCCUCUUGGUACAGGCGAUAGUCUUCGCAUGAAGAGUCCUAGCGUGAGUGGUCGAAGCAUUGACCAAUACAUCAGCAGUCUUGAUCAAGCUCAAUAUUACGGCAAAGCCCGUUCAAGAAACUCAAGUCGAGCUCCAAAGGAAGAGAAAAGCGAGCGCAAGAAGAGUAAACAUCGCAAGCAAAAGCAUUCGGAAGAUGCUCAUGGUCGUGAAGUGGCAAAUGGAAAGAGAUCGCCAUCAUCACCUGUGCCUAUGUCUCCGGAAGACGUUCAGGACAUGCGACAUUAUACUAACAGUAUGGAAAGUCUUAAUUCACUGUACGACUAUCGCGACGUUGUGGCAAAGUCAGGUAAACAUGGACGGAGAACAUCAGCUUCUACUAAUGGGACGGGCAAGGUCAGACAUAGGUCAAGAUCAGCUCAGGCCAAAUUCAGGGCAAUGACAAAGGAGCCGGAGGCGGAAGAGACACUGUUGAGCCGACGAGGACGCAGCAGAUCACGGAAGGAAAAUUCCGAGUCUCGAUCGCCAUCUUCACCUCUGCCCAUGUUAGCUUCUGAGGAGGAGAAUAGUAGCGACCCUGCUUUCAGAUUCGUGUCACAGAACAGAUCAAGGCUGCAAAGGAGCACAAGCCGACGUCCUGAGAGAGGUACAAGUGCAAGAAGAGACGCUUCUCCUGAUCGAAGAAGAGGUCGUCCAAGAUCACCAAGCCGCCAGCGUGACUAUGAAACGCGGACAGGUCAAAGCAGCACCCAAAUUCCAGACGACAUUCGCGAUUCCGACGAGCUUAGCCGAGCCACCAUUGAAAAGCUGAAUGCCAUGACCCAAAGUAUGAGAGGUAGUCCAGGCUUUAGGAGCAGGACGAGGGAGCUUGCACAAGCUGAACUUGAAGCACGACGAUUGUCAUUGGCUCGACGUCCAGCCGCACCUACUAUUCCGCUUCCUGGUCAUGUCAAUGCUCAUUCGAAGUCAUCCUCCGACGGGUUUGCUGCUGUCGCGCCACCCCUCAAUCGGAACUAUACUGACAGCGUCCUGCGAUCGGCUACACGAACUGCAUCUCGCCAAGAGCAGCAAGGACGACCAGGCACUCCUCAGGCAAUGCAUGCUCCAUUGGAGGAACUUCAGCAUGAGACCAGUGAGAGCUUCCAGUUACCGGCCAGAACAUACAGCGCAAAUGCGAUACGUGAGAAUGUCGAGGCUUGGAGAGCUAAUGCAGUGCCAGAGAAUAUGCCACGACAUCCGGCCUUUAAUCAUCAGGUCAAGAGCCGUGGAAACAGCCGAAGCAGAACUCGGGCAGAAUCGAGUAACAGACAGAGGAACUUGUCAAGAGAAGAGAAUAUGAUCCUGGCUGAGGAUGUACAGCCUUUGAUAGUAGGCUAUUCCGACGAGUCCGAGACUGCAGAGCACAGAGUCUCCAUCGGGCCCACAGUUAUUCCAGAGCUCCAGCAUCUUGCUGUUCCUCCACCUCCGCCACCUCCUCCAGCACCACCUCGAGAUUUGCGCAUUCAGACCGAUUUGUCCAAUAUCGCAGCUAUCCCUCUUCCUAGGUCAGCUUACCCUACAAAUGCCGAGCUUUCGAGCGCGACACCGGACAAGCCACAUAGACGUGUACCCAGCCGUAACGGGGAAGGCGGCCAACUAAUGGGCAAGAUUCGUGGCAUGAUUCGAAGCAGCAGUAAACCUCGCGACAACUUCUCUCGAAGUCCAAACGCGGACGAUGGGAUCAUGAGUCCUUACGAGACGGUUACGAUGAUGCCGCCUCCUCUCUCCACCAUGAACGGUGGAAGGUGA
Molecule: messenger RNA, 4815 nt
Organism: Lithohypha guttulata
Lineage: Eukaryota; Fungi; Ascomycota; Eurotiomycetes; Chaetothyriales; Trichomeriaceae
Exons: 2
Coding region: 1-4815 (1604 amino acids)
Biological process (GO): positive regulation of transcription by RNA polymerase II
Cellular component (GO): nucleus
Molecular function (GO): transcription factor binding
Source: RefSeq, a predicted model, not a curated record